Sphaerodactylus townsendi is the source of this 3186-nucleotide messenger RNA. Its product is annotated as solute carrier family 22 member 15-like. Gene Ontology annotation, biological process: transmembrane transport. NCBI's taxonomy places the organism in Eukaryota, Metazoa, Chordata, Lepidosauria, Squamata, Sphaerodactylidae. The record is from RefSeq and is a predicted model, not a curated record. The transcript is spliced from 12 exons. Bases 203 to 1663 code for a protein of 486 amino acids. Gene Ontology annotation, molecular function: transmembrane transporter activity. Gene Ontology annotation, cellular component: membrane.
CUCCUCCGACGCCCGGCGGGAGUUCUGCCGGCAACCGCCAGGGGGCGGGCCCUUCUCCCUGGCCGGCCGCCUUUUUCUUUCUGCUGCCGCCACCUCAGCGUUGUGAGGAUGACGCCACCGACGAGCAAGUGAGGUCACAGACCGAGGCCCGGCCGCCCGCUGCGUCGCUGUGGGGGAUGCUGCGGGGAGGCCGAGCGGAGCCAUGGAGCUGGACGAAGCUUUCGGCUUGGUGGGGGAGUUCGGCCCCAGGCAGAGGCGCCUCACCGCUUUCCUGGUGCUGCUGCAGGUGUUCGUGGCCUUUCAGUCUAUGCUUAUUUUGAUAGUGGGAGCUGUGCCAGAAUAUCACAUCAAUGAGGAAGAGAUUCCAACAAGUUCAGAAGCUCUUGCAAAGAGUGUUCGAUUUGCUAAUAACUUCACAUCCAUAGCAACAGAGUGGUAUUUAAUCAAACAUGAAGCAUAUAAAGUGAGCCUGGCAUCGUCUUUGUAUUUUGCUGGCUUACUCAUUGGAAAUAUACUGUUUGGCCCAUUGUCAGAUAAACUGGGCAGGAAGCCUGUGUAUAUGUCAGGUCUCUUCUUCGAUGUUAUUUUUGGGUAUAUCUCAGCAUUUGCACCAAGCUAUGAAAUUUUUGCAAUGUCACGCUUUUUUGUUGGGAUUACAAAUGGUGGUAUGUCUUUAGUGUCUUUUGUUUUGACACAAGAAUAUGUAGGAAAAUCAUUCUGGGCAUUGACAGGCUCAUUAACAAAUGUGACAUUUGCAGUUGGCAUAGCAGUUUAUGCCUUAUUGGGUUAUUGCAUAAGAGACUGGCGCUUCCUGGCCUUCGUAUCAAAUUCUCCAGGACUUUUCUUUUUCCUUCUUUCUUUCAUGCUUCCAGAAUCACCAAGGUGGCUGUACACCCAAGGCAGAACUGCAGAAGCAGAGAAAGUUCUACAAUACAUAGCCCAUGGAAACGGAAAAGAAAGAGUGGCUGUGAAAUUGAAACAGUGUCCUGGAGCAGUGAAAAAGGAUGACUCAACAGCUGCUGUCUUAAAUCUAGUUCAACACCCUGUCCUUCGGUGGCGCACUGUCAUCUUAAUGUACAUCUGGUAUGUGUGCAGCCUUGUAUAUUAUGGCUUAACACUGAAUGCCGGUGAAUUAGGAGGGAAUCUGUAUCUUAAUGUUGCUCUUUAUGGCCUUGUCGAAGUUCCAGCAUUUCCACUCUGUAUGUUCUUCAUUGAGAAACCUUGGUCAGGAAGACGUAAAAGUACAACUGCUUUUUUGAUAUUUGCCGGUUUUGCUUGUAUGUUUACCAUGUUUGUACCAGAGAAUACUGGUGAAUUUUUCAUCAGUCCCAGUCUCUUAGCCUUAUACGGAAAAUUUACCGUGAGUGCUGCCUUCAACAUCAUAUAUAUUUAUACUUCAGAACUCUAUCCAACAGUAGUAAGAAAUGCUGGCUUAGGAGUCUGUUCGAUGACUUGCCGAAUGGGUGGCAUUUUGGCUCCAUUUGUUCCCUCUAUGAAAUCUCUUGGUCCAUCGGUACCAUUUAUGAUCUUUGGCAUCAGUGGGUUGUCCGCCGGUUUCCUGACUCUUCUGCUUCCAGAAACUCUUAACAAACCCAUUGCGGAGACUAUGGAAGACUUGCAGACUCCUGUCUACCAAACGCUUAAAAACAAAAAGGCAGAGUAAAUCUGUUAGAAGAAAAGAGUUAACAUUUCAAAAAACGUUGUGAAGCGCCUUCUGGUGUGAUGUUUUCUGUGCUGAGGUGUGGCACCAUCAAGAUAAUCACACUGCAAUGCUCAAAGUUUUGUAUGAUUUAUAAUAUGUUCAGUUAUUUAUUUUUAUCCAGACAUUAGUGGUGAAUACGGAAAUAAGGAAACUUCUAAGGAAAAAUUAAGUGGUCAAAUUGUUAACUUGAAAUACUGGACUGUUGUUAAGAAUGCAGUAGCUGCAUAAAAUUCAAAGGAAAGAAUCCCAGAUUGAUUGGAUGUCAGCAUUUUGGUUUAGCUUUUUAAAUUGUAAUCUUAAACACACUGUUAUGCAUAAAAUAUCAAUGUUUCUGCAUCUGUGUUUAGGCUUAUUUAUAUGGAUUUAGGAUUCUGCUUUGUCACAUACCUUCCGAUUGGAAGACUGCACAACAACCUGGAAUAUCUAGACAUGUUUUGGUUCUGACAUUUUACAUAUGCUGUGCAAUUCCAGUUCAUGCUUUGUAAUGAACGUUCCACUAUUUAUAAAGACCAAAGAUGCCUUUUGCUACUAUUUCUAUUACCUUGCAGCAAUUUGAUUUAUCUGAAGUAUGGAAACAGUGUCAUUUGUUUGCAUAUGUAGCAGUGCACAUGUGCUGCAGAAAACAGGUAAAUGCUGAAGAAGCUAUUGUGGGUUUCAUUUGAAACAGGUACUGAUUUGAGUUAUAUUUGAAUCCAGUAUUGCUGCAAAUCACUGCACAAACUAGCUUUAUAAGCUAAUGAGAGGAGUGUUUUGUACAGCAUGCCGUCCCCAUGCUAAUGGAUUCUUUUCCUCACCGGACCCUUUAUUUAUAUGGAGAAUCCUGAAAGUUAAAAAUAAUAUUUUGACAAGCUGGUAUUAUAUAGGCCAGCAUCCUGCAAUGUGUGAUAGCUAAGCAGACUUCUGUCAGCCUGUUCAAUCAUGUUGAUGUCUGGCAAAGUUUCAACUGACUCAGCUCUACAUUUAUAGUUUGUGGUUUUAAGGUCAGCUUUUGAAAGUUAUAUACAGCUAAAAAGCCAAAAUCUUUAAGUGAUUGCCACUUGUUAUUAAUUGAUUAUCCCAGUUCUCCCAUCAGUAAUAAACUGGGCAGAGACCAGUUUUUUUUUCUUUUAUGCAUUCCAUUUUAGCUUUAGAUCACAGUCAGCUGUUCUGAAGCGUCUUCUGGCACUCCCUCGCUUUCCUUUAUUGGUCAUGUCAAAGUAGUUGAAAAAGAUGAAGACCAAUUUUAUGUGGAGUUUUACAUCCUUGUACUAUAAUAAAAAUUAUUAUGGAAAGCUUUAUAAGUCUAUAUUUUUAUAAUAAAAAUGCAACAUAAAGUUCUGGUUGUGGAAGAGUGAGAUGCAAAGGUAAUUCUCUCAGGACACGCUGCCAUAUCAUGAAAUGAUUCGUACCUUAGAUAUGUAAUGUAUCUUUAUAGAGGCUGUUUUGUCUGCCUUUUGUUCCCCGUGGUGUAAAAGAUGGAUAAUAAACAACAAUUUCCAUUUAAA